Molecule: messenger RNA, 6519 nt
Organism: Tilletiaria anomala UBC 951
Lineage: Eukaryota; Fungi; Basidiomycota; Exobasidiomycetes; Georgefischeriales; Tilletiariaceae
Exons: 3
Coding region: 86-6370 (2094 amino acids)
Biological process (GO): RNA export from nucleus; protein import into nucleus
Cellular component (GO): nuclear pore inner ring
Molecular function (GO): structural constituent of nuclear pore
Source: RefSeq, a predicted model, not a curated record
CAUCGCCCUGACAAGAAGGUAGCAACGUACUCUAUACCCUCAGCUCGCGGGUAAGGCACUCCGCGGUGCGCUGAACCUCAAUACGAUGGCUUCGAUGCCACAGCAGGGCUUGGCGGAUGCUGGUGCCGAUCAAGAUGUGCUGGUUCCAUUUCGCGAGAUGUAUGAGGCACUGGAGAUUUCAGAUGCGUCACUGCAGCCAGAACGACUCUUCCGCUUACUUACAGCUCGCGUCGAAUCGCUGCGGCAGUUCAAUCCUGCCUAUGUGUCGGCCAAGGGCAAGGUCGCAGGAGUGACAGUCCAGAACCACACGCUUCAGAUAUCAUACGAUGGAUCACAAAUCUCUAUUCCAGUCGAUUCAAAACAGAAACAGAUAGGCCAAGAAUUGCGGAAACGGUUCGGGCUGGAGGAGGAUGAGGCACAAACGUUGCUGUUGCUGAGGCAAUUUCUGCGCAGCGAGUCGGAAGAGAGGCUGCAGGCAAUCAAAGACGCCGAGGAGAUGGAAAGGAAGCACAAGGAAGCGUUAGGAAGUUCACUUCUUCCGAAGCAGGCUAGCUUCGGCAUUUCUUCGAAGGACCAAAGCGCCGUCACGGACCUGCAUGAGGAAUUCUACGACGCGUUCACCGUCUUCUACUUUGGUGAGCGCAUCAGCCUGCUGCAGUGCAUCAGCGCUCUCUUGCGCAUUGCCGACGAUGUCGAACACGAAAACCAAGAAUCUGCACGGAGUAUCGUGCAAAUGCUUGCCCCUGCCACGCUGAGCAGUCCGGACAAAAGCUUUGGGCUUAACUGUCUGCAGCACCUGCAACACAACCUCAUCGAUGCAGAAAUGCCCGCUUCGGUCCGCGAAAAUGUGCGCUACGCUACAUUUUGGGCUGUGCAAGGUCUUCGUCAACAAACAGAGCUACUUGAUACAAUCUUCCUUCUCUGCCACACCCAUACUUCCCCCACCGCUGAAUUCGCACUUGGCGUCUUACACAUCAUCCACGGGACAAAUUUCGGCAAGCGGCAAGGUAAUAGCGGGUUUUAUGCAGGAAAGGAAGCGCAAGGCCUUCUAAAGGCUGUGUCGAGCUUACUGUGUCUCAUCAGCGUUGAGAGCAUUGGUGUGGAAAGGUUGCUGGACGGGGAAACAUGCCUUAGGAAGUUGCUGCCUAGCAAUGCGGGACCUUCCACCAUGGCAACUGGUAAAUCACAGCCGGGCUCAGGGGCAGCACACCUUGCUGCAUCUCCCGAGCUGCUCAACGAAGCACUUAACAUCAUUGAGGCACUGCGCUUCGAUGUGUUGUGGGGGCCCGUACUGGUAGCUUGGGCUCUACUGCUCAAUCGCAUCGACGCAGCGUUCGAGAACUUACAGGCGUCCGACGUACCGCACACCCCCGGCACAGCGGGCAUUCCUGCACACCUGCACGCGCUUCACGCGAUUGUGGAUAUCGGUGCGCAAGGUCCAGCAAUAUGGACCAAGUUGGCCAACCUCGCUUUCAGUCCGCCAAUGCAGCUCAACAAGACCAUGGCUGAUGUGCUCGCCUGCCUCAGUGAUGCGAGCAUCAAGUCAUUCGUCGCUUCUCCUUCGCACCUUGCAUACCGCACCGCCUUCAAGAGCAUUCUUCUCAGCGAAACAGAGCUUGUAAAGCCUGAGUUCAUCCAGGACCACGAGGCGCUGCUGCGCGUGUGGGAGCUUGUGUUUGGCAACGUCGAUCCGGCGGAUGAAUUCCUUCGUCAAGGGACCGCAGCGCUCUGCGAACAGUUCUGGGGGAUUGACGCACGUCACGAUAUGCGCUCAGCCAUGCUGCGUAUGUCCACCGGCCGAUGGCCUAUCCUCUUUCGGCCUCUGCUUCGGCUUUUGCGCGUCCUGUCUGGCAGACACACCGCGAGCAACCAAGGGUCCGCGUCAUCCUUUGCGUCUGAGCAAGCCACCGCUUCAGCGACGUCCGUCUUCGAGUACUUCAGUUCUUUACCUUCCAUCGCGCACAUCUUGCCGCCGCCGAAGGCGCUUGGCAACCCUUACGAAGCCGUCGAGAGCAGCGAUCACGACGCGAUCGUGUACAGACUCGUACAGCCUUUGCAAAUCUUUGGCAAGCAGAACGUCCUGCCAGUCGGCACAGUGGGCCGAGUCGUAUCGGACAGGAACACUAGGCCUGUGACGGUCAUCUGGGAGCUGGACAGCGGGGGCUUCAGCGGUUGGAGGCUGCUGCGGGACGUUCUGGCGAGUUUCGUCUCGCUUCUCGUGGAAGAGAACGAGGGUCAAGAUCCGGAUCGUUCGAACAUCUUUGCUGACGGCAAUGAUACCGGGCCGACAGACUUUUCCGCACUCACGCCCGAGGCAUCUGAUCAGGAUCGCAUGGAUGCAGCAGGCGACGCGCUCGAGCUCUUCGCAAGCGUUCUGUCUGCUGGGCAUGUGCUUUCUCUCAGACUUUUCGCCCAUCUGGACAACGCAGAUGCACAGGUUAUGGAGCUUGAAGGAGCGCAGGCGAAGAGAGCAGGCAGCCAACACGCCAGUUUGACGCGCAUUGUUGUGCGUAUGCUCGACCUUUGCCUUGCGCAGCCGAGACUGGACACGCGACUGGUCAGCGCCGCAUACACGGUCCUGACGCAUCUGCUCGAGGUACGACCAGCGAGCGUAUGGACUGCGCUGCGACCCUCGAACGUCCUCGUCGGCAGCGCGGGCCUUCUGUCGCUAAAAAGAAGCGAUUCGGAUCCAAACAUGCUGCAAUCUGCGCUGCUCGAAGCUGAGAUGCACAGUGGCGAAUACGAAGGCUUGCUCGCGGUGCUCGAUCUCCAUACCGCACUUGUCCUUGAACUGCAGCAAUCACAGUUCUCCGCUCCGACGUAUCUGCUUGAGCUCAAGGCAUGGGUCGCAGCGCGUGGCCUCACUUGGAUUACGGAAUGCGUCUGGUCCGAUUGUCUCAAUUGGAGGUACGCCACGAUGAACAGCAAGUUGAUGAUCCUGCGUAAAUGCAUUCGUAUCUUCAACGCUGUGUUUUCCGACAGGAUGCUUCGUGGCGCAGCAGUGGGACCGUUGGCUAGCGUUUACGGUGUGCUGGAGAGGGCCUUCUUGAGCGGUCCAUCAGCCCUGACUAUGAGCUCGCUGCUGUCAAUUCUCGCGUGCAGCAACAGUCUUGUGCAGGAGUGCGGCCGAAGCGGCAGCGCAUUGCUCUCAGACUCUGCCGCUAGGCUCGUACGGUCGACGCUCUUGCUUAGCUUCCGCAUCGUGCAGCGACGGCGCGACAUGAAUUCAACAGCAACAAAAGACCAAGUGAGGCUCGGAGCGAUCGAAGCGAUCAUCUUUGACCCUGCGCUCGUUGGUCAGCAAUUGAGCAAAACAGGCGGCAAGAUCAAGUCGCGCGUGCAGAUCGCCGCCACGCUCAUUGAUGUCAUUAACACCCUGUACUUCCCAGAAGCGGCCAUGCUUUUGGCUGAAGCAGUGCUUUCGGUAGCGGAGACGACCAGACGGCUGGAUCGCGCGUCCAUGGCUCUGAUUGGCAGCUUGGGCAGCCUUUCUGAGAUGCAGAAACGCUUCGAAGGACUUGUCCGGCUCGCAGGGCCAGAAAGGGACAACCUGUCGCCACUCGCCUCUACGCUCUGGGGACUCUUCUCAGCUCUGACAGAAUUGCAGCCCGCGCUUGCUGCGGUGUUUGUGACUGGCGAGCAUUUGGACUACGCGAGGAAGGCCAAUGAAGACAAAGAGAAGGGUAAGAAGAAUGGCGCGAAGGCUGCCAGCGAUGCUUCCGCUCUGCUGUUCGCUGUUCACUUGAUCGAGGACUGGGAGCUAUUGUGGAGACAAGAUGCCAGCUUGCUCGAAAAUGCAUUGAAAUUCGUCAAUACGGCAUGGCUGCGACGCGCGGAGCACCCACAUGCUUUCCAGUCAUUGCUAGAACGCAAGCCACUCUGGGAGAAACUGGUCGACUUGCUUAAGCGAGACGAGAGUGAGGAUGUCGAGGCGGAUGAAGUGCAGAUCAUUGCCGUGCGGCUAGCUUGCAAGUCCAGAGCACUACGACUCAUCAGCACCUCGAUCGCUAGCCAGGAGCAAUCAAAAGAUACCGGCCGCAAUAACGUCCAAGCGCUUGUUGAUUUCAUCUCAGCCACAGACACUUUCAAAAUGGUGUUAGCAAAUGCGGCGCAAGUGACCUUCAAUGCUGGCAUGAUAGGGCUGUCAGAAGACGAUAUGAAGACAUUGGCACCUUCUUUUCCUUUCGGACUUUUGCGGAAUCCGCCUGUGCGGGACGAUUUUGAUAUGUCGAGGCCAUUCGGCGACAGUUACGUUUUCGACUUUGGCCUCCUUGCGACCAAGCUUGUCGGCUACCAGUCCCCGGAUGCCAACAACGUCAAGGAGGGCGAAAACAUGACACCGGAGGCAUCAGCGCAGGCCGGAGGAAUUGUCGUUGCGGUCAACAGGGAGUGGUCCGUCGUCGACAGUCAGAUCUUCUAUCUGCGUGCUUGGCAUGAAUUGCUGGCCGGCUGCACCGGUUCACUUUUGGCGCACGCGCAAUCGGACAAAGAGAAGAUUGCAAAACUUCGGGCUUCGGCAUUUCAGACAUGGCUCGCAGUCGCCGCCACUGCGACCGAAUUCACUGGAGCGGGAUUGGUGCAUGAAGGAAUCCACCGAGCCAGAUUGUCUCUGCUCGCGACCUUGCUCGAGCUAGCUUGGGUUGAAACCAGCAACGUCGAAAAAGCUGCUAUACCGGAGCUGCUUGGGGUCAUUGCGAACGUGCAGUCUUUGCUUGAGAAAAGUGAGCCUGCGCUGGAAGCAAGCUUGCGCGGCCUCACGCCGGAGCCUCUCCAUCGUGAUCUCUUCCGGCUCAUUUUUCUCGCCUCUCUCAAGUAUCGCGAUUUCACCGUUGCCAACAAAAAGAAGGGUCUGCUUGACUCGAAGCAACAUCGAGAGGCUCACAAGACGAUUGAUAUCUUCGCAUUGCACGUCAUUUCUUCUUUGCGCGUCGUUUCGGACUCCGCGAGGCCAAUUUUCUCGAACAAGGGCGACGUCACGCAUGUUUUCCAGCUGGAGGAAGAUAUUAGCAUUCUCACAAGCAUCCUCAACUUGCUCAUUCGACCUGAAGCUGAUCUUGCACCGCACUUCUUGUCGGCCACAAUGCAAGCAACGUCUCUGUUGCCGGCUUGCAUCGAACUUUUCAUUGCUGCACCCCAUGGCCAGACGGCAUCGAAGACUGCGGAGUCAAGUGGCGCGAUAGCGACUUCCCUUUUGUCGCUCUUCCUGACGCUCUCCGCCCACCCAACACUCUCUGAGACAGUGGUCUUGUCAGGCUUGAUGACAGCGCUUUCCAACAAUGCAUCGUCAUCGGCGCUGGAGUCCGGCUCAGUGCGCGCUGUGACCCUGACGGGUGAACACACCCCACAGCAUCAAUGCUGGCUACUCAUGCUGCGAAUCGUGACCUCGCUCGCGAUAAGCUUUGCUGAACGCUUGGAUACUGCUACCAGCCAGGGCUUCGUCACGACCGAGGUCAUCAGCUUCGUACAGCUUUAUCAAGCGCAAUUCGAUCGGAUCAUCGACUUUAGCCCUGUCACGGAUGCAGGCCCAAAGUUCUUCACCAUUAACGGAGAAGAGAGCCGGUCGUUCACGGAAGCAGAUCUGGAGGAGGUAGAAACCGGUGUGCAGCUGCUGGUGGUCGUCACCGAACACAUCGCGGCUGCAAGAGAAAUGAAUCACCAUGCCAAGCUUAUCUCCAACAUUGCUAGAGGUUGCGCAAAGCUCUUGCAGCAGACAAGCUAUCUGUUACUGCGACCGCGGCUGCUGAGCAGCACUUUCGGCGACGAGGCGUCUGAGGGUGCGUCGGAGCAGGAGAAGGGAGCUGUGGCGCGAGCGGAGGCUUCGAUUUCCAAAAGGACGGAGAAUAUCGUAAUGGGAAUGGUGGCAUUGAUAAGCAACUAUACUCGUGCCGCCGACAUCCUCUGUACAGACACAGCGGAUCUGUUAACUGAUGCCCCUGUGAUCACGCCGCGUCUACGGGUUUCGCCUUCGGAGUCUGCAACCAUCGGUACACUCAUCGAUGUCGCACAGCACUUUGCCGAUCAGCUCAAGUCGACGGCCGGCAAGAGCAAGGCGCACCUGGCGCAGCUGACGCUCAGUCUCGAGCAGACCCUAACGCUCGCUGUCACGCAGCUUUCUGUCGCCCUGUACAACCGAAACGACGGGCCGCAUCUGUCUCCCGCUCAAGCAAAUGCACAGACCCAGGCGGCCUCUUUGGCGCAAAAGGAGGUUGACGCGGGUCUCGGGAGGGACGUCGGAUCUGCCAUCGCAGGUGCCCAGUCUGUUCUCGCGAACGGGGCUGGUGACGAAGCGCCGUUGCUUGUCAUUCUGCAAGGCUAUGUUGACAGACACCUGCUCUCGCGCAGUAGAGCUGUCAGCGUCGGUGCUUCUUAGCAUCUUACACACAGUUCUCUACUUCCACGGCGCAACGUUGCCCGGUGUUGUACGUCUAUGCAUGUAGCAUAACCUGCAUUGGUGUUUGGUGACAUUGGUGCUCAGUGAUCCAAAAGUCUCAAACCCCCUCAAUAGUCCAGGGAUUGAAG